Messenger RNA from Oldenlandia corymbosa var. corymbosa, 1668 nucleotides. The record is from the annotation of a GenBank genome assembly. NCBI's taxonomy places the organism in Eukaryota, Viridiplantae, Streptophyta, Magnoliopsida, Gentianales, Rubiaceae.
AUGAAUUACAGACAUGCAAUCGAUGAGGACUCUGUCACAGCCAUGUCACUUGAUGGUUCAGAAUUCUCUGAGGAGCACCAUGGUUUUAAUCUGGCUAUCGACCCAAAUCCACAGCAGAUCUACACUUCUCAUUAUCGUGCCGGAGCCAUGAGACUCACAGAGGAGAAUACUCAUCUCUCACGAGACAAUCUACAUUUGUCGUUGCUAGGAUGUCUUCUAGAUGAUCGAGAGUUUGAUAGCACACGCAUGCAGAAAUAUCUAAAUGAAAACUGGCCCAUGGCUAAAGUAUGGGUACAGCUAGGAGAUCCUCUGAUCCCAGGUUUCUACAUUGAAAAAAGAAAUGGUAGAUUUGCAAAGAUUCAGUGCAAGUAUGAAAAUGUCCACAAGUUCUGUAUGCGGUGUGGAUGUCUGGGUCAUCAUCUACAGCAUUGCCACAUACAAGAUAAUCAGACACUAGAGGAGAAUCUGGAUGCCUUUUUCACAGAAAAGGAGAUUCAGAAUGGCUCACCUUUAUACAUUGACCCCAACAGGCCGCUCUUCACAGGCUCGAUGUGUGCACAUGGUCACAAGAAACGACGAUGCACCAGAAUCAUGUUUAACAAGUAUCUUCAAUUACAGGAUUUCUAUGAGCAUGUUCCAGAGCAUUAUGUUCAGGAUGGCUUCCAGAUCACAAAGCUGGAUGAGGCGCAUCCAGCAGCGUGUGAUGUCCUAUCUAAUUUCUUACAGACUGCAAUCCGGGAGAACGCAUUUAUAGACACAGAAAGAAGAGCAGCCCCUGCAGUAGAGUUGGAAUCCAGGCAAGACGUAGAAUUUCAGCGUCUCCCUGAUCCACAAGAACUAUGCUUCUCUGAUUCAGGUAGCUUCUACUCUUCUCCUUCACUGUUUAAGAAUUCAGAUUACUGUGGCAGUUCUGUUUUUGCGGAGUCAGACAGUGAAAUGCCAGAUUCCUUUUAUCUUGUCCCUGAGGUUCCGCCACCUGAUGAUCUUUCUGAUCGGACAUCUUAUGUCCCAUCUUUGUUCAUUGCAAAUGUUCCUGAUUACCGCCCUUUGAUGAUGGUUGAUUCCCCUAAUUCUGUACUAAAUGUAGUGGUAUCCAACUCUAAAUCUCUUAGUACUGAUAGGGAUGUGUCUAUUGUUUUGUUGAAUACAAGUAGUGGGCCUGAUAGUAAUAGCCUUGCUGAUGAUAAUCAUUGUACUGUCACGAGUGCAUUUACAGCACAGCUAUACUACUCCUCGGAUGACUCCAGUCAUGGAGAUACAUCUUGUAAUAGACAGGCUAGAUCUCCCCCAACAUUGAGAGGGAGGAAGAAAGCUACCAAGGUGACCAAAAGAAAGAAUCAUGGUUGGUUAAUGUCCAUUCAAUCUCUGGAAGAGGAGUAUCAUUCAACCUCAAGCUCUGGUGUCAAUCAAUGCUGUUUGAAGGGAAGGAAGGCAGUGUCGGAUUCUAAAAUUUGGAGGCCUGUAAUACAAAGCCACUGUGAGAGGAAACGGAGCUCAGAACAGGCAUUGGAGGAAGCUAUGGAUUUGCCCACAAAAAGGAAGAACAGUGCGGAUAGAAGUGAAGAGACAGGAAAAGGGCCUGUAACCCUGGAGAUGGCCACUCCAUUUGAGAACAAUCUGAUGUGCUUUGCGGCGGUUGUGCCAGAACGAUUGUCUUUACCCCAAUGA